This is a messenger RNA of Marasmius oreades (fairy-ring Marasmius), 1577 nucleotides long. RefSeq lists its product as uncharacterized. The transcript has 6 exons. NCBI's taxonomy places the organism in Eukaryota, Fungi, Basidiomycota, Agaricomycetes, Agaricales, Marasmiaceae. Gene Ontology annotation, biological process: poly(A)+ mRNA export from nucleus. Gene Ontology annotation, cellular component: nucleus. The record is from RefSeq and is a predicted model, not a curated record. Bases 70 to 1317 code for a protein of 415 amino acids.
UGCCGACGUAGCCGACGUGCAAGCUCCUCUCCAACUCUCCCCUCGACGUCAACACCUUCUAACUCGAGCAUGCCAGACGCUUCUGACGCACUCGCCCGUGAUAUCUUCGGAGGGUCUGAUUCAGAACUUUCUUCUGACGAAGAUCGUGUCGAAGUGCCCUCCCGCUCUCGUGAAGGCUCCAGUCAUCCCAAAGGCCAUCGUUCUAUUACGCCCUCCGACGGGGAGGCCUCUGGCGACGAUGACUAUGUCGAGCGUGAUGGUGCAGGACCUGGGCCCGGCAAAGCUGUCAAGAAGAAGGGAAAGAAGAAGAAGUCAGUUAGGAUCGCUGAGGAUAGUGAAAGGAGAGAGAGGAAAAGGAAAAGAUCUUCAACUAAAAAGAGGGACGAGUAUCAGGACAUUGAUUUGGACCAGCUGCCUCCUGAGCAAGCCUCAAAGAUUCGCCUCAACCAAAAAAUUGAGGCGGCUCUCAAAUCUGGUCGUUCUAGGUCCUCCGUUUCCUCUCGUUCAAAACGCAAAAAGAACGACGAACAGAUUCUUGACUCAUUCGCUGAUGAUGAAGUUGCCCGCCUCAGAGAAAGUAUGAAUGCUGCCGUUGAUGAGGAUGCCAGAGUUCGGCAAGAGUGGAUACAAAAUGGUGGAGAGAAGGCUCCGGCCAUGGCCAAGUUGAAAAUGUUGGCCGAAGUUGUUGAAGUGUUGAGAAAAUCUUCUCUCGCUCAGUCUAUAAUAGAUAACAACCUUCUCGAUGCUGUCAAGAGGUGGCUGGAGCCUCUUCCCGACCGCUCCCUUCCAGCACUGAACAUACAAAGAGAGCUAUUCGCGCUCUUAAGGAAAAUGGAGUUCAUCGAUUCGACUGUAUUGAAGGAAAGUAGCCUGGGACCGUUGGUUUUGUUUUAUACAAAAUGCAAAAGGGUCCAACCCGACGUUCGGCGAACUGCCGAGGAGCUCAUUAGUGUAUGGAGUCGACCAAUCGUCAAGCGUUCGGCGAGCUUCCGCGACAGAGUUAUCCCUACCGCCCUUUCUUCCAACUCUAUGGACAUUGAUGAAGGGGUUGGAGCCAGUCAGAUAAUAGGUGCGAGUCAAAGGUCCAGCCUGAAUGCAAUUAUGGCGAAAGCCAAGGAGGAAGAGAGGGGCAGAGUGAGAAAGAACACAGUGGCGAUUCCGCAGAGAAGCCUGGGUACUUAUACUCUGGCGCCAAAGGCCAACUCUGGGCUACUACGUGGUAACAACCAGAGUGUCGACGAAGAUGUUCAGAGAAGGAGAAAGAAUGCCGAGAGGCUUAGAAUGCUGACUAGGAAGGUCAAGGGUGGUACAUCGUGAAUGACCAUUCCGUGUUCCUCAAUGCAUAUCAGUGUCGUUUUUUUUUUCUGCCAUUGUCUUGUACUAUCCCCCCCCCCUCUCCAUCCCACCACGACCACUACCGGCCGGAUUCUUCGGAGGUGGUAUUUUUUUCUCGCUUGGCAAACAAUCGGAAGGGAUGUAAUAUUUUUUAAUCCAGCGUCACCGGUCACUCGUACUCGUCAUCUGGGAAACUGCCCUGAAGUGAACUGCCCUCAGGGCAACAACUGCGGGCCGCUCGC